AUGGUGAUGGAGCGGCUGGCGGACUUCGUGAGCAAGUCUUUGGAAGGUGGCGAAGCGCCCGCGCCUCCGCCCGAGCCCGGAGAGCCCGAGGACGCUGACGACGUAGAAGUGGACAUCACAGCUUUGGAGGAGAAAAGCCCGCCCGCGAAGAAGCCACGCAAUUGGCUGGUGUCGCCCGUGCCUACGCAGUGCAAGAGAGAACUGAAUAUUGAUGAUGAUGACGAUGCAAAGCAUGAUAUUAUCGACAAAUCCCCGAACGGUGGCGUCGGCGGCGGCAAGCAGAGGCGCUCGCGGACGAACUUCACGCUAGAACAACUGGGGGAGCUGGAACGACUGUUCGACGAGACACACUACCCUGACGCCUUCAUGCGCGAGGAGCUCAGCCAGCGGCUGGGUCUCAGCGAGGCCAGAGUCCAGGUUUGGUUUCAAAACCGUCGGGCGAAAUGUCGAAAACACGAAAGCCAGAUGCACAAAGGCCUGCUAGUAAGCGGUGGCGGCACGCCCCUAGAGCCGUGCCGCGUAGCGCCGUACGUGUCGGUGCCGCGGCUGUCGGCAGUGCCGCGCGCGCCGCCGCCGCCUCCGCCACCGCUGCCACUCGCACCUCACACUUCACCGCCUGCAGCGUUCGCUCCUUUCGACUCCGCUCUGCUGUCAGCUGCUGCACAUCAAUACGCGAGUGCGGCAGCGGCUGCUGCAGCGGCACUGUGUCCACCGUACGCGGGCCUGGCGGCGCUAGCGGCUCGCUGCCGCUCCUCCUCGAUAGCUGACUUGCGGCUGAAGGCGCGACGACACGCGGCCGCACUUGCAGCCGCUCGCGCACCCUCCCCGCCCACCGCACCCGCAUCCGCCGACACAUAGC
This is a messenger RNA of Chilo suppressalis (striped riceborer), 859 nucleotides long. The record is from the annotation of a GenBank genome assembly. NCBI's taxonomy places the organism in Eukaryota, Metazoa, Arthropoda, Insecta, Lepidoptera, Crambidae.